This is a messenger RNA of Strongylocentrotus purpuratus (purple sea urchin), 3174 nucleotides long. Its product is annotated as glutathione hydrolase 1 proenzyme. Bases 198 to 2015 code for a protein of 605 amino acids. The record is from RefSeq and is a predicted model, not a curated record. NCBI's taxonomy places the organism in Eukaryota, Metazoa, Echinodermata, Echinoidea, Camarodonta, Strongylocentrotidae. Gene Ontology annotation, biological process: glutathione catabolic process. Gene Ontology annotation, molecular function: glutathione gamma-glutamate hydrolase. Gene Ontology annotation, cellular component: plasma membrane. The transcript is spliced from 11 exons.
UCCCUCUAAUCGGAUCCGCUACGAUGUCUGUUUAUGGACCUACUACGAAGGUCACUGGUCUGUUUACAGUAUUCUGAGCUUCUUUCAUCAUGCAUUCGGUUCCAUUUAUCAUUGCCGAAGUUGACUGCAGUGUUCGGUUCUCAUAUUUCGCACAAGUUUGGUUGUCCUCUGUGAGGGUAUGAUAAUCGGGAUCUAAAAUGGCUUGGCAUUUGUCUCACUUCGUCACCCUUCUCAUACUAGGAUGUUCGCUAUCUGUCACUGGAGGAACGCUAGAGUUUCACCAAAGUGGUGCGGUGGCGACCGAUGUGCAAUUAUGUUCAGAAAUGGGAAGAGAUAUUCUUGAGAGGGGUGGUUCUGCUGUAGACAGUGCCAUUACCAGUAUGUUAUGUGUAGGUGUGGUCAAUGGUCAGAGUUCCGGGAUUAGUGGCGGGUUCUUCAUGGUGAUCUACACCCGAGCUAGCGGCAUGGUAGAGUUUCUGGAUGCUCAGGAGACAGCACAUGCUGCUACCUAUCCAGAGAUGUUUAAUGACCAAGGUCCUGACGGUGCUAAAUACGGGAUGGAGAGUGUUGCUAUCCCGGGUGAAGUGAGGGGUAUGUGGGAGGCUCAUCAGAGAUACGGUAAGCUACCUUGGUCUGAGCUCUUCCAACCUGUCAUCAGUAUAUCAAGGAAUGGGUUUACAGUAGGAGCUCAUCUUCAUAAUGCUCUACGGAGUAUCGACGACCAAUGGGAUGACUACCCUCAUAUCAGAGAAUUAUAUUACAACACGGAGGAGGACCGUGUGGCUAUCGAGGGUGACGUCAUCACUAAUCCAAAGCUAGCCGACACUCUUCAAGCGAUUGCUGAAAACGGGGUGGAUGAAUUCUAUCAAGGGCCGACUGGUUCUAAGCUCGUCCAAGACAUACAGGAUGGCGGUGGUAAUGUGACCAUGGGCGAUCUUGCUGACUACGCCGCCAUCUGGAAAGGGGUAGAAACCCUACAAGAUGUUCAGUCUCCAGACUACACGAUCUACAGCUCCGAGCUCACAUCUAGCGGCCCCUAUUUCCAGUUUAUGCUGAGGGCACUGGAAGGUUUCGGUCUGCCUACCUCGGAUGAUAUGACAUCGGAUCAGAGGAUCCUCUUGUAUCAUAAGUUUAUUGAAGUAUGUAAAGUAGCCUUUGGUCUCAGGACAAAGCUGGGUGAUACGAGGUCUGAAGAGGUUGAAAAGACUCUGCAGGAUCUACGCUCACCUGAGUUCAGUAGAUACGUCCGAGAAUUGAUCACAGAAGCACUCCCUAACGUGUACUCUACAUCAUCACAUGAUUACGUCAUUGACCAGGAUGUAACUGUGCAGGCGGGUAAUAGCAUUGGUACAGACCCGGAUGUGGGUGAUACGAGUCACAUCAGUGUUCUAGCGUCGAAUGGUGACGCGGUAGCUGUGACGACAUCGAUUGGUUAUUAUUUCGGAUGCAAAGAUGCAUCCAUGUCGACUGGUAUCAUUCUCAACAAUCAUCUACGAAACUUCUACUUCGACACCAAGUAUCAAACCUGGACCCUGCCAGCUAACCAGCUAUCACCUGGCAAACGCCCUCUAUCGACCAUGGGACCAACCAUCGUCAUCGGUACCGAAGGGGAUGUAAAGAUGGUCAUCGGCGCGUCGGGAGGUUUCCGUAUUCCUACCUCCGUCGCAUGGGUCAUCCUCCGAACUUUGAUAAUGAAUGUCUCCCUGGACGAAGCCAUCGAUGAGCCACGUAUUCACAAUCAUCUUCUAACAAACAUAGCCUACAUCGAAGGGGGUUUCUCUCAGAACAUAGUGACGGCCCUUCAGGACCGGGGCCAUGUGGUGGCAACCUCGUCUAGCUUCGGGGUUGUUCAGGGGAUUUUACGAACUCCUGAAGGAAUAGCAGCUUACUCGGACCCAAGGAAGGGAGGAAAAGCAGCGGGGUAUAGUCGGUCAACGUCGUCAAGUCUACACAAGGUUUCUUCUCUAAACCUUUGGAUAAUCUCCUUGAUCUUAUUGAGCAGGCAAAUGCAUUAAUAUAUGCAAUCAUUCUUUGUUGUCAUUGUUAAAGAAAUAGAAGUCUUGCGAGAGGAAUUCUCCAACCAUAACUUUGUGCCUGUAAUGUAAAGUAUACGAAAAACUGACGAAAUCUGCAUUUAGCACACUCGUUAGUUAUGAUGAACGGAUUAUUAAAAUAAACAGAAAAGUGAAUCUGUAUGUAACUCCAGUUCAGUCUAUAUCAAAAACUCAUCCAGGUUUUAUUUUGUUAGGAACAAUAUCCAUGGUAAUGCUGGUAAUGUUGUCUAUCAUUAAUGACAUUUUUAUAUUUUCAAUAUUUUUGCUGCUAUUUAAUGGGGGCCGGGCUGGUGCCAAAUGUCCCAGUAGCUAUAUGCCACUGAUCAUUGAUAGAAUGAUGUUGUAAGUGAUUUUUGUUUUAUUUUUAUUGUAAUUUAUACAAUAUUUCCUUUUCUAUGUUUGUCUUGAGUUCGUAUUCAUGCUUGCUCCCUGACUAUAUUAGUACAGCUUUAUUUUUUACAGGGCAUAGUUUACAUCUGAUCGAAUCUCUUGACCUUGACAGAACCAUUAUUAAUAAUUAUAGCUCACAUUCAUAAUGCGCCUAAUACUUUGUUUGUAGGCGCAGCACAUAUUAUUACCCCGGUCAUCGGAUUCAGGCUUACCCACAAAACAAUAUAUGCACAUUUUCCACUCCCCGGAGAUCAUUCCAGUCAGUCGCCAUUUUAUAAGCGCCACUUGCUGAUCCAACCACAUUAACUUUCGCAUCCUGCCGGUGCCCAUUUGACACCUGGGUGGAGAGUUGCAAAUGUAGAUCAUUGUCUUGCCAAAGGACAUUAGUGCCGCGGUGGGGCUUGAUCCGCGGACCUUGUGAUCCACAGUCCGGUGACAUAUCUACUCGACCACGACCCCAUUGGUUGGGAGAGUUGGGCGAGUUUGGGAGAGUUUGGCCAACCCGGUUCACGUUGGACACAAUAUGGCGAAUAUAUUGCUGUUAUGGGCGAUAACAUCUUAAUCCGAAAGAAUAUUAUGCCAUGUUGUGACCAUCUGAAACCAAGUUGGCUAAACUCUGUGGCAAUUAUGAUCCGUUAAUCGUCUUUCAUCCGGGAGAAUCAAAAUUAUUCCCAUCCCCCCUCACCUCUCUCUCACUCUCUCUCUCUCUCUCUCUCUCUCUCUCUCUCUC